AUGGAGCUUGCGACGGUCGUACAGUCGCUCAAGCCGAUUUUGUCGAGUGUCGCCGGUACCGCGCUCCCUGCGUCCCUCGGGGCGUGUGCCAGCGGCGGGCCCGAGCCGUGCAUGGAGAUUGGCGACCUCUUUGCUGUCAAGGCCAACUUUUACGAUGUGAAAGCUCGCUGGGUCUCGGGGCUCAACACAGUGCAGAUCGACACACUGCAGCUUCUCGUUGGCAAGAACGGCUCGAUGCACGUCGAUGUGCGCGUCAGCGUCGACGAGCUUCCCAUUAGUCUCCUCAUCGACGGCUGCAUCCCGAAAAUCGGCUGCAAAACGUUCUUGGACAAUGCGAGCACGUGCUGUGGCGGUCGCAAAACCAUCACGCUCGGCCUUGACGCCACGUGCAGCGAGACGUAUCCGUACAUCCAAAACCUCGCGCUUUCGAAAGCCACGAUUGACGGGUCGCUUAACAUUGUCAUGUCGGUCCUCGGCAAGUCGUUCAGCAUCUUGGCCGGCGUCAACAAGGCGCUCCAGGACCCCAAGAAGACGGCCCUCCUCAACGCGUACAUUCAAAAACUCUACGGCCACAAAAUAUUUUGCACAAAGGGGGCCCAAACUGCGUACCUCACCAAGCAACCGCCCCGCAAGCUCCUCCAAAUCCUGUCGCCCGACGAGGAGCACUAA
This is a messenger RNA of Saprolegnia parasitica CBS 223.65, 669 nucleotides long. RefSeq lists its product as hypothetical. NCBI's taxonomy places the organism in Eukaryota, Oomycota, Saprolegniomycetes, Saprolegniales, Saprolegniaceae. The record is from RefSeq and is a predicted model, not a curated record. The coding region runs from base 1 to 669 and encodes 222 amino acids. The transcript has 2 exons.